UUUAGCGAGAAACGACGUCGGCGGAUGAGUUGUACAAUGAACGCACCUGAUGCCUUAGCCGACCUGCCACCAUUUAAAAGCGUCCGGACAAACGAAGCCCGACCCGAGCUGUCGCAUUCCACACCCCAACCCCCAACCACCUGGGCUUCAACACCAACUUCGGUAAGCAAUUUGGAGCUUCUACGCUCCCAUCCAUCCGAUCGAAACAGCGAACCGGGGCCGUGGGUGGGUGGUUGGUUCGGGUCUGGUUGGCUUGUAUCCGACUUGUUCGACUACACACAGUUCUGAAAGACUGAAACUGAAAUAAAUUUGGGGAGCAUUGACUGCACCUCUACGUCAUAGUAGUAACGGAUGGCUUUUCACAGAAUGGAUGGCCUUUCUCCAUUCUGUGAAAGGCGAAAGCAAUUAAUCAUAUAUUAAAUGCCAAAGAAAAAAGACAAUUGCUCUACGCUUUACUAAAGUUGCGUUUCAGCAGCUCAACCACCCCAUUGACCGCUUCGUAUCGCAUCCUUUUCACCACAGUCUAACUAGACUCCCUCUCUUUGUGCCAGUAGCUAAAGAUGGGAAAGAAGCAUGUCAUGGUGCCGGCCCAGGAGGUUGACUUAUCCACCGUCAAGUACGAACCCGAAUCUAUCCAAGCACCGCAUUUAACGGGGUUCAUAUUCAAGGUUUUUGUGAGCAUAAUUGAAGCGCCGGUGAUAGGCUCCCUACUCAUAUCUUACUUGAAGAAGAAGAAUAAAUUCAUCGAGUUGUUGCGGAAUACGGUGAUACCAGAGGCUCCCAUGUUUAAACCUGAGUUUCCUCCUCAAGAACCAGAACAUGGCGUUGUCACCCUCCAUGAGGACGGGCAACCAGAAGACCGAGUUGAAUCGGCUUUGAAGUGUCUUCCAGAUUACGAUCUUCCUGGCAGCUGGAAUGGGAAUCAAGAUCCACCAUUCAAGUACUGGAAGAUCCGUGAUUAUGCUUAUGCUUAUCGGUCUGGGCUUGCGACCCCAUCUAUAGUGGCAGAGCGCAUCAUCCCAAUUAUCGAGGAGUUCAGCAGUAAGAAGCCCCCGCAACCAUUGUUGAUUUCCUUUGAUGCUGAGGAAGUCAGGAAGCAAGCUGCAGCGUCUACAAAAAGGUUUGAGGAAGGAAAACCGUUAUCUAUAUUGGAUGGGAUUUUCAUGGCAAUCAAGGAUGAUAUAGAUUGCCUUCCUCAUCCAUCUAAGAGUAAAUGGCUAUGGAUUUUUUUUUUUUUUGAAAAAAGUAUUUGUCAGACUUUAUUUGAUGUAUUAGCAAACUCACAGUAUCAUUUUAUUGUGACAGGCGGUAGUACAUGGGUGCAUCAGGUUCGCUCUGUCAAAAAGGAUGCGGUUUGUGUUUCAAGACUGCGAAGCUGUGGUGUGAUCCUUUUAGGGAAAGCAAAUAUGCAUGAGUUUGGCAUGGGUACGACUGGAAAUAACCCUAAUUUUGGAACAGCAAGAAAUCCUCAUGCACCUGAAAGGUAUACUGGUGGAUCUUCCUCAGGUCCUGCAGCAAUUGUAGCUUCUGGACUAUGCUCUGCUGCACUUGGAACAGAUGGCGGAGGUUCAAUCCGUAUUCCUUCAUCCCUCUGUGGUGUAGUGGGCUUCAAGACAACGUAUGGACGGACGGAUAUGGAAGGAUCAUUAUGUGAUGCCGGGACCAUGGAGAUUAUUGGACCAAUUGCGUCAACAGUGGAGGAUGUCAUGCUAGUGUAUGCAGCAAUCUUGGGAUCCUCUCUUGCAAGUAGAAACAGUUUACAACCGUCCGCACCUUGUUUGCCAAUACUGUCAGCACACGACAGUUUAAACGCUUUGGAAUCAUUGCAAAUUGGAAAGUAUACAACGUGGUUCAAUGAUGUAAACUCGACUGAUAUUUCUGAUAAGUGUGAAGAUAUUCUAGGUCUGCUGCGCAGAACUCAUGGUUGUAGAAUGGUGGAGAUUGUUAUACCUGAGCUCCAUGAGAUGCGCAAUGCUCAUCUUGUUUCAAUUGGAUCUGAAAUGCUGUGUUCCGUGAAUCCUGAUUGUGAGGAUGGGAAAGCUGCAAGAAUGACGUACGAUACUCGUACUAAUUUGGCCCUUUUUCGAUCGUUUACCGCAUCAGACUAUGUUGCUGCCCAGCGUCUCAGGCGAAGGAUUAUGUACCAUCACAUGGCAAUAUUCAAGAACGUUGAUGUCAUAGUGACCCCAACAACUGGCAUGACAGCUCCCAUGAUACCUCCUAGUGCGCUUCUACAUGGUGAGACAGACAUGCAGGUUACAGGUGAUCUUAUGCGGUUUAUCCUUGCAGCAAAUCUUCUUGGACUUCCUGCCAUUUCUGUGCCUGUCGGUUUUGAUAAACAAGGACUUCCAAUAGGUUUGCAACUAAUAGGCCGUCCAUGGGGUGAAGCUUCCCUUUUGCGUGUGGCUUCUGCUAUAGAGGAGCUGUGUGUAAAGUCCAAGAAGAGGCCUGUAUCUUUUUAUGACGUUCUGAAGACUAACUAAAGUGCUGCCUCUUGCUGCUCGUGAUAGCCAUUUGUUAAAAAGCAAUAUGUCAGGAUUCUAUGCUAAUUGGCUCACUUCCAACAUCAGUUUCCUCGGUGAAAUUGAUCCGUUGUGACAAUAACUAUCCAUCUUCUAUUGGAUAAGUUGUAGACGUUUUCAUCAACUUCCUAGAGGUUUGUAUGUAAUGGGCUUAAGCACGAGACUCGGUCAUGUAGUUGUCAUGGAAACAGAUAAAGAGACUGAAUUGCUUUGAGAGUCA
Messenger RNA from Carya illinoinensis, 2742 nucleotides. Its product is annotated as fatty acid amide hydrolase-like. NCBI's taxonomy places the organism in Eukaryota, Viridiplantae, Streptophyta, Magnoliopsida, Fagales, Juglandaceae. The transcript is spliced from 20 exons. The record is from RefSeq and is a predicted model, not a curated record. Gene Ontology annotation, cellular component: membrane. The coding region runs from base 561 to 2483 and encodes 640 amino acids. Gene Ontology annotation, biological process: N-acylethanolamine metabolic process. Gene Ontology annotation, molecular function: N-(long-chain-acyl)ethanolamine deacylase activity.